Messenger RNA from Mesorhabditis belari, 477 nucleotides. NCBI's taxonomy places the organism in Eukaryota, Metazoa, Nematoda, Chromadorea, Rhabditida, Rhabditidae. The record is from the annotation of a GenBank genome assembly.
AUGUUUCGAUAUUCACUGGUGCUUUUCUGCUUUCUUCCGCUCCUCGUGCAAUUGCAAUCAGUCGAGGAUCUGAGAAAUGAUCACAAACCAACACCAACCGUUCAGCCAACUCAGCCGCCAGCAGUUCGUCAAAACAACUCAGUCAAGUCACGCACGAUCGAUCCAGUGCUCCGGAAUCUCAUAGUCGUCUUGCUCGUCUUCACCCUGAUUUUGCUGAUCCUCUGCGCUUUUUGCGUCAUCAUUAUGCUGUGUGUUUGCUUUUACGCAUGUACCAGUUUCUAUCGGAAACUCGGAAAGGAAAUGCAAAAGCGGCAAGAAAUUAACCAAGAAAUGGAGGAAAAGGAGGAAUCCAAGCAACCUGAAGCAAUUCUGAAGAAAUGUACGAUAGUAGAAAGCCGAGAGAAAUGCGGGGCCAGAUCUCUGAAACUCGCAAGAAUGCAUGGAUCUGUCGAUGUUCGACUUUUAUUCGAUUCAGAA